GUUAUAAUUUUAUCAACCACAGUAGAACAAACUCUUUGGUAAAACGUACAUUUUAAACAGCAUAUAUAACAAAUGACGAUAGGAAAGGAAUACUUUUUGUAUCAUCCUUAACAGUACAGAGAUCCGUAGGUAAACCAUAACAAAGACUUGGACUCAUUAACCUUUUACAGUAACUCCGAAUCUUCCUCACAUUCAAAUGAGUUAGCUUUCAAAACAGAUUUAAUUAAAGUUCAACAGAGAAAUAGGUCUGUUUUAGUCUCCCGGGGUCACAGCUAUUUAGACAGUUAACUAAAGAGGUAAUACACGGUCCUAGUUGGUGGGAGUGGUUUCAAUGGAAUUGGAUGAUUUCCUAUGUUAACAUCACAUGACAGGACUGAAGCUAAUAAAUAUGUGGACGUGUGGUAUAGAGGCUCAAUGCCAUCACAUGUACUGAGUUGUGAAUGGACUGAGGACACUAGUGAAAGCAUAAGUAACUCCAGCUGGGCUCACUCUCUCUGGCAUCCUUCUACAACAAGCAGUUUGCAUACAGGACGGCAAGCUGUUAGGACACGAGCUCCGAAAUCUUAAGACCUCUCACGCCUCACGUUCCAGGGGCCCGCUUAAGGACAGUGGACAUGCCACAAAACAAUACUUUGAAAGGCAACCGUGCAAAUUCUGAGCUCAGUGGUGAAAAAUGGCCGCGGUCCAAGGCUGCAAAGAAUCUCGCUCCAGGCCUCGCUUCGCUGCAGUGGAGUCCAGGACCUUUAGGCAGAGCCAUCUCCAUUGGUUCCCGGUUAGACGCUGAGGCUUUCCAAGGUGACCGUGAAGAGCUGGUCCUGAAGCCUGAGACCAAACUUUACCAUCGUCGUUGGUUCAUGCUGUUUCUCUUCAGUGCCGUCUCCGCCAGCAAUGCCUUCAUGUGGCUCCAGUAUGGCAUUAUUAGCAACAUUUUCAUGCGCUUUUACAACAUAGACUCUCUGGCCAUCGACUGGUUGUCUAUGAUAUAUCUGCUCACAUAUAUACCGCUUAUCCUGCCCGUCCUGUGGCUUCUGGACAACAGGGGCAUCCGAGAUGUCGUCCUCGUUGGUUCAGCCUUUAACUGCAUUGGCGCGUGGAUAAAAAUUGGUAGUGCCAGUCCCAAUCUCUUCCCCAUCACCUUUUUUGGCCAGUUUGUGUGCUCAGUAGCCACUGUGUUUGUCCUAGGAAUUCCCUCUUACCUUGCCUCAGUGUGGUUUGGAGAGACAGAGGUUUCCACUGCCUGUUCCAUAGGAGUUCUGGGAAACCAGCUGGGUAUUGCCAUCGGGUUCCUUGUGCCUCCGAUCCUGGUGCCUAAUGUGGACGACAUGGAUGAGCUGGCUCACCACAUCAGCAUAAUGUUCUACAUCACAGCAGGAGUGGCUACCUUACUCUUCGUCCUUGUUGUCUUUGUCUUCCAGGAGCGCCCGAAACUUCCUCCGACUCAGGCCCAGGCCACGGCUCGGAGCAUCCCACCAGAGCAGUACUCCUACACGGCCUCCAUCCGUAGGCUGCUCCGCAACAGGCCCUUCAUCCUCCUCAUCGUCACUUACGGUCUGAAUGUAGGUUGUUUCUAUGCUGUUGGCACCCUGCUGAACCGCAUGAUCAUCGAGCAUUACCCUGGAGAAGAGGUGAAUGCUGGCAGGAUCGGCCUUACCAUUGUCAUUGCGGGGAUGGUCGGCUCCCUGAUCUGUGGCGUUUGGUUGGACCGAACUAAAACCUACAAGCAGACUACCCUCGCAGUCUACUUCAUGUCUCUGGUGGGGAUGAUCGUCUAUGCUGCUACACUGAAUUUGGGACACCUCUGGGUGGUGUUCAUCACCGCUGGAGCUCUUGGGUUCUUCAUGACGGGCUACCUGCCGCUGGGCUUUGAGUUUGCAGUCGAGCUGACCUACCCAGAGUCAGAGGGAACCUCCUCUGGGCUACUCAACUGUUCGGCACAAGUGUUUGGCAUUAUAUUUACCAUCUGCCAGGGGAAGAUCAUAGACAGCUUUGGCACACUGGCAGGAAACAUCUUCCUCUGUGUCUUUCUUCUAAUCGGCACAAUAAUGACAGGCUUAAUCAAGGCUAAUCUGCGGAGACAAAAUGCAAACCUGUUGGCCAAAGCAGCAGUAAGUGUCAGGCUUUGCGUUUUUGUUGGGGGAUAUACAGUAGAGGAGCAAAGGUGGUGGCCAUGUAACGUGGAACAGGCCUUUUUUUCAUGGAAAACACUUUGGCAUGUCCUAGUGGGAAAAGCACUGGUGUAAAGAAUAAAAUUAACUCACAAUUGCAGUUUCAGGGUUCUGGUAUUACGCAUGUUAGCUCUCUGUGAAACUAUCAUGACCUUCAUGGACACUCGAAUUGAACCGAUCCAUCAUUGAUAUUAUUAAUAUUAUAAGUAACACCUGUGCUUUUUCUACUAAGAUCAUUCAAAAUGUCUGCUGUGAAAAAGGGCUGUGCUCUUUUUGUUUGCUUGUCAUAAAUUAGAAUGGAUGGCAUGCAGUCAAAUCACAUGCGCAUCUUGUGCUGCUGCAGAAAUAACUCACCCUUGGCUCCCAAUUGUGUUUGUUUUUGCUUUAGCCCUGCAUGUCUGUACCAAUUAACCAAAAAAAUAUUGUUGAACAUGGCCCGAUACUGCUACACUGUCUCUGCUGCACGUCUGGCAUUGUCAUCUUACUCAGGUGUCUGCAUGUUGUAAAACAAAGCAUCCAUCUGCUGUUUCAGAAAUAUUGCCACUUACCUACUUGAAGUAAUUUCAUAAACAGGAAUGUCGCCUCUGAAGGAUUUAAAUAAUAUAAGAUAUACUUAUAUAAGUAAUUAAUUUGUCUGGAUACUAGCAACAGUUUGCUAGCAUUGCUUUGAGUGGAUAGUGUGAGAAAGUAAGAAAGAAAUUGCUUCAAAGAAAAGCAAUAAUAUGAAGCGCAAAAUUAAGAAAAUGUCUGAGUGUGACAUAAAAGCAACUGAGACAGCGCUGCCUGAAGGAGGUGACAGGACUGUGGACCAAAUCAGAAGCGUUGUUAGUGAUGUCUGGGUGGGUCUCCAAGCUGUGUGGUGAAAUUCUGCACAUCUAAUGCUAACGUAUAAUGAAGAACAGACGCCAGGGAUCAUGAUAUGCUCAAAACUUCUGCAAUAGUUUUCAGAAAUAUGCUUAUUCGCUUUCUUGUGGAGUGUUGGAUGAGAAGAUCUGUACCGCUCUCUUAUCUGUCCAUUAAAUAUGAAGCUUGAGCCAAGAGACAGUUAGCUUAGCUUAGCAUAAAGACUGGACAGAGGUGGAAAAUGCUAGCCCGGUUCUGUCAGAAGUUAGCAAAAUCAACCCACCAGCACUUCUAAAACUCACUUAUUAACAUGCUAUAUCCUGUUUGUUUAAUCUGCACAAAUACUGAAGUAUAAAAACAACAAUUCACCAUCGUUGUGGGGGGUUGCGUGCCAGACUGUUUCUUGGCUGGGAGCUGAGCUAAGCUAACUAGGUGCUGGUUGUAGUCUUAUAUUGAGUGGACAGGUAUGAGAGUAGUAUCAAUCUUAUCAAUUACUCUCAGAAACAAAGCGAAGAAGCGUAUUUCCCAAAAUGCUUAACUGUUCUACUAAGCAUAACAUCCAAACUGGGAUUGUUUUAAGAAUAAUCUAAGUAACUUUAAUCACCUAUAAACUACAAACAUAAAAGAGGGAACUCAGUCAAGCACGAAUUCACUGGGGAAAUUAAAAAAACUGCCUGUUAGAGCAGAUUCUGUCGAACUUCACCACAGACUGGAGACUCACGCCUCCACAAACACUGAAUGAGAAGUGAUCAGUAGCUGUUGUUUUAGGCGGAGGAGCAGAUGUCGGGACAAGACUACGGAGCCACAGCGCUAAUCUCCCGGCAGCAGACUCAAUGAUCAAUAACCCUA
Messenger RNA from Xiphias gladius (swordfish), 3857 nucleotides. RefSeq names its product FLVCR heme transporter 2b (gene flvcr2b). The record is from RefSeq and is a predicted model, not a curated record. The coding region runs from base 615 to 2240 and encodes 541 amino acids. Gene Ontology annotation, cellular component: membrane. Lineage: Eukaryota; Metazoa; Chordata; Actinopteri; Istiophoriformes; Xiphiidae. The transcript is spliced from 9 exons. Gene Ontology annotation, molecular function: heme transmembrane transporter activity; heme binding. Gene Ontology annotation, biological process: transmembrane transport; heme export.